Molecule: messenger RNA, 1023 nt
Organism: Baudoinia panamericana UAMH 10762
Lineage: Eukaryota; Fungi; Ascomycota; Dothideomycetes; Mycosphaerellales; Teratosphaeriaceae
Exons: 2
Coding region: 1-1023 (340 amino acids)
Source: RefSeq, a predicted model, not a curated record
AUGAAGAGGCUCAAGAUCUUGCCCUACGACUUCAGCACGAAGUUCAACACGCAGCUGGUCUCGAUCUCGAAGGGGAGGCAGACUGUGCUCUGGGCCAGGUGCAAGACCGAGGACUUCAUCAGGAAGGCGAUGCCGACCAAGACCAUGGCCACGCAGGGGAUCCCGGCCGUGUUCUCGUUCAGCCUCUCGUACCACAUCCAGACCAUCUCCAUGCUCAAGACCAAGGGAGUGCCCAUGUUCGGGUGCGGGUUCGUGCACGACUCCAUGACUGGCACCGUGGGCAGAGACCCGGUCACCAUGCGGAUCAAGGACAAGACCAAGGGCCCGAACUCGGAGGUAGUCUCCACCUUCGGCAAGUCCACGUACGUCGAGCCGUUCACGAAGAUGUGCGCGGUGCCGGGCCUGGUUUUGGUCAAGGAUGCGAUGCCGGACUUGUGGGAGAAGGUGGACACGAACACGAUCGAGAUCAUGGACAGGGCCGUCAUCAUGUGCUCGGCCGAAAACACGUCCAGGUACACGGUCGACCAGCGCAUCUGGACCUGCCUCGAGUCCGGCUUCGGGAGUGGGCAGUCGCAGUUGAUCACGAUCCUGUUGCAGCCCGAGCAGAGGGUCACGUUGCACUUGUCGUCGCUGUCCACGGCGUCGCGCACACACGAGGGGAGGUUCUGCAUCAUCAUCGAGAUUAGCUCCCCCUCCGACAACCUGGGCGUGCCCUGCCUGCACAACUUGGUGCUGAACAUGGUCGUCCACGAGUCCAUCUCCAGGAGUAUCCACGCGCUCUGCAUCACGUGCAAGGACACCAACACGAACCCGAUCGAGGACCAGCACACGUCCCAGUACGAGAACUUCAACCUGGACGAGAACAUCUCCGACACGCCGUCCUUGACCUACAGCAGCGACUUGUACGAGAGCGAGCCCGAGGACCUCUUCUACGACGCAGGCCCGAAGCCGAUCCAGGACGAGAGCCAGGACAUGUACGAGGACUACAACACGUGUGCCACCAAGGGCGAGGACCUGGGAUGA